Messenger RNA from Caenorhabditis bovis, 714 nucleotides. NCBI's taxonomy places the organism in Eukaryota, Metazoa, Nematoda, Chromadorea, Rhabditida, Rhabditidae. The record is from the annotation of a GenBank genome assembly.
AUGAUUGGCACCGCUUCGUGUACUAAGCCUUUGCAUCAGGCUCUUAUUCCGUUAGCAGUCACAGUUCCACCAGCGGCGCUUUUUAUCUGCGGAAAAGCGCGUCAAAUAAAAUUCGAAGAGGAUGUAGACACUCAGCCAGCAGUUGAACGGCUCCGUCCGCCAAGCAUUGAAAGCAUUUUCCGCUCAACGAAAUUCAGUAGACAAGAAAUUCAAUACCUUUAUCGAACAUUUAAAGAACUGUGGCCGAAUGGAAUGGUACAUUUACAUCAAUUCCAAAUGAUAUACGCUGAAAUUUUUACUCGCGGCAAUUCGGCAGCGUAUGCUGAAAUGGUGUUCAAGAAUAUUGAUAGAAACAAAAUUGGAUCGAUUACAUUCGCGGAUUUUGUCACAAGUUAUUCUAAAAUUUCGAAAGGUGACAUUGACGAAAAACUCGAUUGGAUAUUUUCGCUUUAUGAUACUAAUUCUAAUGGAUCGAUAGGUUAUCAAGAUAUUUAUAAUGCCGUUCGAGCAAUGUAUCAGCUGGUAGACUCAUCAUUAAAGCCAGCAACAAUUUCCAGCAUCUGUCGGCAGCAUGUGAAGCUGGUGUUCAAGAACUUGAAUAUAGACUCAGCCGGGCGUUUAUCAAAGGAUGACUUCAUGAAAAAGUGCAAAGAAAACACUGAGAUCAUGGAAUCAUUUCAAAUCUUUAAUGUUCAUUCCAAUCAUCUAAUGUGA